GUCAAAGUUACCAUACAACCUAUGGUUAUGUGGGUUAUGUUUAAGAACCACAAUGUUUAUUUUUUGAAAAGUUUAUAAUAUUGUUUUAUUUUUACAAAUUAUUAGACACAGUAAAUUUUAAUAAUGGAACAUUGCAGUUCUGUAGAAUCAUUAAAAAUCGAAAUAAAGGAAUUGCAGGAGAAAUUAAAGCAAAAACAAAAAUUAUUGGAAGAGUUACUGAAAAAAGAUAAUGAUACUAUUGCUGAAAGUAAAACUAUUUCAACCAACGAAAUUAUCAGAUACAGCCGGCAAAUGAUUAUGCCAGAUAUCACCAUAGAUGGACAAAAAGCACUAAAGAAUAGUAAAGUUCUUAUUGUAGGCGUAGGGGGUUUAGGAUGUCCUGCAGCUUUAUAUCUAGCUACUGCAGGAGUAGGAAAAAUAACUUUAGUUGACUAUGAUGAAGUUGAAUUAUCCAAUCUUCAUAGACAAGUUUUACAUAGUGAAGAUGAUAUAGGUGUACCAAAAGUUAUGUCAGCUUAUAAUAAGCUUAAAAGAAUUAAUAGUGAUAUCAAAAUUAUCCCAAUCAGAGAGCAUGCUAAUAGUAAAACUAUAGAAAACCUUUUACAUAACAACAAAUAUGAUGUAGCUAUAGAUGGUACCGAUAAUGUAGCCACCAGAUACUUACUAAAUGAUAUUUGUGUAUUGCAUAAUAUACCUUUAGUAUCUGGCAGUGCCCUUCAGAUGGAGGGACAGCUGACAGUAUAUCAUUACAAAGAUGGACCUUGCUACAGAUGCCUCUUUCCAGUUCCACCACCAGCACAUACUGUUACUAAUUGUGGAGAUGGGGGCGUCUUAGGACCAGUUCCUGGAACAAUAGGUGUGUUACAAGCACUAGAGACUAUUAAAAUUAUAACACAAUCAGCUGGUGUGCUUUCUGGAAGAUUUCUUAUCUUUGAUGGAUCUACAUCGACUUUUAGAAAUGUGAAAUUGAGACCUAGAAAUCCUAAAUGUGAUGUGUGUGGUGAUGAACCUACUAUCACUACUUUGAUAGACUAUGAACAAUUUUGUGGAUCUAGUGCUCAUGAUAAGGUGGUAAAUAUAAAUAUUCUGGACAAGGAGCAAGAGAUAGACAUCAAUAAAUUUUGUGUUUUAAAAGAGCGUUCAGUUGUGAUAGAUGUUAGACCGGAAUUAGAGUUUAAGAUGUGUAGUUUAUCCCAUACUCUCAAUUACCCUUAUACAAAAAUUUUAAAGGAUACUAAAGAAUUCCAAACUUUUGUAGAGGAUAAUAUUGGAACCUCAAACAAUGUUUUUAUUCUGUGCAGAAGAGGAAAUGAUUCGCAGAGAGCUGUAUGUUACAUAAAGGAUAAAAUGGGAGACAAAGAUAUUCAUUUUUAUAAUGUGAAGGGUGGAUUACACGCUUAUGCCAAAGUAAUAGAUCCAUCAUUUCCUAUUUAUUAGAUGCAUAUAAUUAUAAAAGAUAAGAGAUAAAAGAUAUUUAUAAAAGAUAAAGUAUAACCAAAUGCAAACUUCACAUAUUGUCAUUUUUAUAUUGUUAUAUUUGUAAAAAAUUAAUAAACGUAGAUGAAGAAAAAUUAAA
Molecule: messenger RNA, 1576 nt
Organism: Diabrotica virgifera virgifera (western corn rootworm)
Lineage: Eukaryota; Metazoa; Arthropoda; Insecta; Coleoptera; Chrysomelidae
Gene: Uba4
Product: adenylyltransferase and sulfurtransferase MOCS3
Exons: 7
Coding region: 124-1437 (437 amino acids)
Biological process (GO): tRNA wobble position uridine thiolation; protein urmylation
Cellular component (GO): cytosol; cytoplasm
Molecular function (GO): adenylyltransferase activity; URM1 activating enzyme activity; thiosulfate-cyanide sulfurtransferase activity
Source: RefSeq, a predicted model, not a curated record